AUGGACACAGGAGUCAUCGGCCCAGUUACCGAUAUGGAAGACUUCAAAGCUGAAUUUGGCGGUAGUCAAAACUCAACAAUCCACGGCCUGGUCGUCUCCUGUAUCUUGAUUCCAGCAGCCCUCUCUUCCUUCUUUGCUGGCUAUAUUGCCGACCGACUAGGUCGACCAAAGGGAAUCAGUAUCGGUGUUUUCAUCUUCGGUAUUGGUGCCGCGAUUGAAGCAGGCGCCGUGCAGCUGUCAAUGUUUGUCGUUGGUCGUGUUGUUGAAGGUCUGGGGGAGGGUCUUUUUCUUGGGAAUCUUGUUGUUCUUAUUUGUGAGAUUUCACCGACUCGCACUAGAGGUGCUUUGACUACUGGUCCUCAGCUGGCUAUAACGAUGGGAUUGGUUGUUGGUUACUUUGUUUGUUAUGGGACUUCGAAUAUUCAGUCUUCGCUUUCGUGGCGGAUGCCAUUUAUUCUUCUUUCUGCGUUUUCUAUGGUUCUUUGUGGUCUUUCCUUGCUUUUCUUGCCUGAGUCGCCGCAGUGGCUUGGUCUUCAGGGUCGCUAUGCUAUGGCUGAAGAGGCUUGGGAUAAGUUGGGUGUCAAUUGUGCGGACCGUGAGAAGGUUGAAGUUCAAGUGCAGACAACGGAGGUUGAACCUGGUACUGAGGUGGAUGGCCAAAGCACCAUGGAGAAACUUAUGGAUAUCUUCUCCAAGGAUGUGAGAGGCAGAACUGCCCUUGCUGUCUUCUUGAUGGGCAUGCAACAGAUGAGUGGUAUCGAUGGAGUCCUUUACUAUGCCCCUGAACUCUUUCAAAAGGCAGGCCUCGCUUCAUCAGAAGCAAGCUUCUUAGCCUCUGGUGUCUCAGCCCUGGUCAUCUUCGCCGUAACCAUCCCAGGACUGAUCUACGCCGAUGGAUGGGGCCGCCGAAGCAGCAUCGUCUACGGCGGUAUCGGCCAAGCCGUUCUAAUGUUCCUUAUGGGUGGCUUGUAUGCUGGAAAUGCCGUCCACCAAUCCACCGGCGCCGGUCGCUGGGUUGUGAUCGUCUGUAUUUUCCUAUUUGCCGCCCUUUACUCUGUUUCUUGGGGCAUCGCCGUCAAAGUCUACGCGGCAGAGAUCCAGCCCCAGCGAACACGAGCAUCAGCUACGACACUGGGUCAUUCUAGUAACUGGCUGUGCAAUUUCUUGGUUGCUUUGACCACCCCGAUUCUACUCGCGAAGAGUAGUUUUGGUGCCUACUUUUUGUGGGGUGGGUGUAGUAUUAUUACUGCAGUUGUUGGCAUAUUCUAUAUGCAUGAGACCAAAGGUCGGACAUUUGCUGAGAUUGAAGCAGCUUUCAAAAGAAAGUCGCCUGGAGAGAAGAGUUCAUUCUGGGGUGGUAAGGGCAAAGUUUGA
Molecule: messenger RNA, 1374 nt
Organism: Penicillium arizonense
Lineage: Eukaryota; Fungi; Ascomycota; Eurotiomycetes; Eurotiales; Aspergillaceae
Product: putative MFS sugar transporter
Exons: 2
Coding region: 1-1374 (457 amino acids)
Biological process (GO): carbohydrate transport; transmembrane transport
Cellular component (GO): membrane
Molecular function (GO): carbohydrate:proton symporter activity
Source: RefSeq, a predicted model, not a curated record